This is a messenger RNA of Medicago truncatula (barrel medic), 681 nucleotides long. RefSeq lists its product as uncharacterized. The coding region runs from base 1 to 681 and encodes 226 amino acids. The record is from RefSeq and is a predicted model, not a curated record. The transcript has a single exon. NCBI's taxonomy places the organism in Eukaryota, Viridiplantae, Streptophyta, Magnoliopsida, Fabales, Fabaceae.
AUGUGGCGUCACCGUUUGUUGGUUUGGGAGGAGGAGGAGAGCGUGAAGAAAUGUUCCAUUUUAUUUCUUAACACUGUUUUGCAAGAAAAUGCUAAUGAUACCUGGAGAUGGUUAUUAGAUACUGCUAAUGGCUACACAGUAAGUGGAGCUUACAGCUUUAUUACCACCUCAGGCGAUCUGGUGGAUAGAAGUCCUGUCGACGACGUAUGGCACAAGCAGAUUCCUUCUAAGGUGUCUCUGUUUGUGUGGCGCCUCUUUCGUAAUAGAUUACCUACAAAAGAAAACUUGGUGCAUAGGCGUGUAAUCCAACCAGACAACGUGGCGUGUGCUUCGAGGUGCGGUCAUCCAGAAACGGCCAAACAUCUGUUUUUGGAUUAUAACAUUUUCGGUUCUCUUUGGUAUCAUGUGUGGCUUUGGUUGAGUAUUUCCUUUGUAAAUCCUGGUGAUAUUCGACAUCAUUUCCAACAGUUUACUAACAUGGCAAGGUUGCCGCGUGCUACUCAUUUGUUUUUAAGAAUUAUUUGGUUUGCUACUGCGUGGGUGUUAUGGAAGGAGAGGAAUAAUCAUGAUUUCCAAAAUACGGUUUGUUAUUCUUCUAUUCUGCUUGAGAAGGUGAAAUUGAAUUCCUUCUCAUGGCUGAAAGCAAAAGAGACGACAUUUAAUUAUAAUUAUCAUGAUUGA